This is a messenger RNA of Cannabis sativa, 3078 nucleotides long. Its product is annotated as putative wall-associated receptor kinase-like 16. Gene Ontology annotation, cellular component: plasma membrane. Gene Ontology annotation, biological process: cell surface receptor signaling pathway; protein phosphorylation. NCBI's taxonomy places the organism in Eukaryota, Viridiplantae, Streptophyta, Magnoliopsida, Rosales, Cannabaceae. Bases 372 to 2615 code for a protein of 747 amino acids. The transcript has 3 exons. Gene Ontology annotation, molecular function: calcium ion binding; polysaccharide binding; ATP binding. The record is from RefSeq and is a predicted model, not a curated record.
UUCAACUUCGUGACUUACCAUUUUAUUUCUCUCGUUUGACUAAACAUGCUUUCUUGAAUAAUGCCUUUCCUCAUUGGACGAUCGCAAUGAGUCACAUUUUUUUUCUUCUUACUAAAUAGAACAGGACUGAGUCUCAUUUUCUUUCAUUUUCAUAUAUGUCUACCUCUAAUCCGAAGACAAAGGGGCUUAGAUUAUUUACAAAUAUGGAGUAUUAUAAUUCUCAUUGAUAAAGACUAAUUACCUAACUAUAAUAUACCCUAUUCUAGUUCCUAUACCUAGACUUAUUUGAACGCGGAAACAGAAUAUAUAGAGACAAACAUAUGCAUAACUUAAAUUAUUUUCAUUGUCAAUAUUUUCUUCUUUAAUUCAUAAUGAAGAUAAUCAUUAUCAUUAUCAUCAUCAUAGCGUUUCUCAUUCCCAAUAGCCAAACUACUAACACAAGUAGCUGCCUGGACAGAUGUGGUGAUGUUGAAAUACCGUUCCCGUUCGGCAGUGGGGAAAACUGUUACUUGGAACCCAAGUAUUUGAUCACAUGUACAAACUCAACAGCAUACCUCACUGAUUCAACUAUCAUUGUAGAAAACAUAUCCCUUAAAGAUGGUGAGAUGAGUGUUAUGCAGUUCGUGACCAAAGAUUGUUACAGCAAAAAAGGCACACCCCAGGCCAUCAACCCUUAUAACUCCAUCUGGUUGUCAGAUUUCACCAUUUCGGCUACCAAAAACAAGUUUGUAGCAUUAGGCUGCGACACUUACGGCACCAUCGUCGCCUACCGGGGUAACAGGAAGUACACAACCGGCUGCAUAUCGUCGUGUGACAAAAUCGACGAGGACCAGUUGCGUAAGUCUUGCUCGGGUGUGGUUGGUUGUUGUGAAACUCCAAUCACUAGUGGACUCAAAAAUUUCACUGUUUGGUUGUCUAGUUUCUACAAUCAUACUUAUGUUUGGGACUUCAAUCCGUGUAGUUAUGCCUUUGUGGUUGAUGAAUCCAAGUUCAAAUUUUCUAGUUUUGAAGCUUUGAGGAACACUGAAAAGCAGCCUUUGGUGCUUGACUGGUCCAUUGGGUUAGUUUCUUGUGAUGAGGCUGUGAAGCUUACUAAUUACAGUUGCAAAGCGAAUAGCAAGUGUGUCAACUCUAAUAAUGGGAUUGGCUAUCUUUGCCAGUGUUUGAAUGGUUACCAUGGAAAUCCUUACCACCCACAAGGUUGCCAAGAUAUUGAUGAGUGCAAGAGUAUUACUAGUCUUUGCAACAAUGGAGAAUGUCGAAAUUUACCCGGGACUUGGAAAUGUGAAUGUCCAAAAGGGUUUCUGCUUAAUGCUACUGGGACGGGUUGCGACAAAGAUUUCAAACAAUCUCACAACAAGAGGGCUCUCAUUCUAUACGCUGCACUUGGUACAACAAUUGGCCUCUUAGCUUUAUUGACAACAAGUUUUCUAGUAUGGUGGAAAGUAAAGAAGAGAGAAUUGACAAAUCUCAGAGAGAAGUUUUUUAAACAAAAUGGUGGGUUAAUACUGCAACAACAAUUGUCUACUCAACUAAGUAGAGAAGAAUCUCAGUCAACAAAAAUAUUCUCCGAGGAAGAACUUCAAAGGGCCACAAAUAAUUUUCACGAGGAUAGAAUUGUUGGAAAAGGAGGAUAUGGAAUAGUUUACAAAGGGAUAAUGCCAAAUAACAAAGUUGUUGCCAUUAAGAGGUCCAAGCUCGGUGUCCAAACUGAAACUGAACAAUUUAUUAAUGAGGUAACAGUACUUUUACAAAUAAGCCAUAGAAAUGUGGUUAGGCUAUUAGGUUGUUGUUUGGAGACAGAAACACCUUUGCUUGUUUAUGAUUUUGUAAGUAAUGGGACUUUGUCCCAACAUAUUCAUGAGAAAUCUCGAGAUGCUCAAGUGCUUUCAUGGGACUUGCGGGUUAAGAUUGCCGAAGAAAUAGCUAGAGUACUUGCAUACUUACACUCAGAAUGUUCCACACCAAUUAUACAUAGAGAUGUCAAGACCACAAAUAUAUUAUUAGAUGAAAACUACAUAGCAAAAGUGUCUGAUUUUGGAGCUUCGAGACUAAUUCCUUUAAACAAAAGUGAACUUACAACAUUGGUGCAAGGUACACUCGGGUACUUAGAUCCAGAAUACUUUCAAUCAGGUCAAUUGACUGAUAAAAGUGAUGUUUAUAGUUUUGGAGUUGUUUUACUUGAGCUAUUGACAAGCAAAAAGGCAGUUUCAUUUGAAAGAUUAGAGAAUGAAAGAAACCUAGCAAUGCUCUUUCUUAAGUCAAUGCAAGAGGAUUCAUUAAUUGAGAUUCUUGACAAAAGUAUUGUGCAAGAAGGCAGAAUUGAGGCAAUCAAGAAAGUUGCAAAACUUGCAUCAAUGUGUUUAAGUGUAAAAGGGCAAGAGAGGCCUACCAUGAAAGAAGUAGCUACGGAGUUAGAGGGAUUAAGAAUCAUGGAAAAGCACCCAUGGAGAGAAGAAAAUAAUUUGAGCCCAGAAGAAAGUGAGUACUUGCUUGGAGACACCGCAAUGGUAAAUGCUUUCCAAAUUGAUAUUGAUAGCAAAAUGUACUCUACUAGUACAGGAUGUAACAACUCCAAAAAUUGUAUUUUGAUUUCAUACAACCAUGGACGUUAAAUUAAUUGACAUGGUUAUAUAGUUAGCUAGCUUGUAUUUUUUUUUUAUUGUUUUUAGUUUCAAUUUUUUAUCAUUUAUCAUCUAUGUCGAAGAUUUACAUAUGUAUAAGUACAUAUACAUGAUAUAUCGCAUGUUACAUGUAUCAUUCAAUCAUUAUUAUAAUAACAAUGAGGGUAAUUUUUAAUCAAACUCCCUGAAUUAUGGAAAUUAGCAUGAUCAAUCCCCAAGACAUAAAUUUUGGGUGCGCAGAAGUCCCCGUACUACAAAAUGUUUUGUUGUCCACUCUUUCAUUAGUUUUUUAUUGUUAAAUGUCAAAUAAACCUACCAUUGUGCACACAAGUGUACACGUGGAAUAAUUUUAUUAGUCCACAUCAUUUUAUUUUUUUUGAAUAUUAUAAAAAAUAAUCAAAAAAUAAAAAAAUUCCUUUUUUAUUUCUUUCUUCUUCUUCUUCUUCUUCUUCUU